GGGGGCGAGAGGCGGUGACGGUUUUCCCCAUCAAGCAGCCUCUCUUGGCUCCUCCCCGCCUUUAGCCUAGUAGCGAGGAAGCGGCUUCUUUCGGAGAGAAGACGAAGCAUCGCGGUUGGGUUGUUGCGCCCACAGUUCUUCCCCGAGUUGAGGCACCUCCCGGUCCCUUUAAGCGUUCUUCCUCCGGCAACCGGUAAAGCGCAGAGUCUGCUGCUCAUUUCCGAGAGGGUGGCGUGGAGCAAACUUUCAGCAUUGGCGUUGGCGGAGCUGAGGGCUGUUCGGCAGAGUCUGUUUUAAAGAAAGCAAAGCGCAGUAGCAGCGUCGAUUCAGAAAGCGGGAAGGCGGGCGAGCCUCAGGUGGUGGGAAUCUGAUGUCUGGAGGCUGAUGAAACAAGGAGUAGCAUGCUGAAGACCAGCUGGCCAGUGGGGAGUCAGGGCAUCACAACACAGGCAGCUCUGCAGGAAAAGCAACUGACAUCAGGGAGCUUUUACAAUGGGUUGCAGACUAAAUAAAUUGGAAAAACAUGAUGACAAACGGCCUGGAAACAUCUAUUCCACUUUGAAGAGGCCUCAGGUUGAAAUGAAAACUGAUACUUUCUAUGAAUACCACUUUCUAGAUUUUACAACUUUAAGUAAUGCGGAGUUACCAAGAUCAGCAAUAAUCAAGCUGUCUUCCUUACGUGAUCUUCCACUUAAACUGCAAGACUUCUAUUAUCAGGGCUACCACUUGGCUACUAUCUAUCCCUUUCUGCAGCCACCUAAAAAGAAUGAGAAGACAAUUCAGGAGCAAAUCUUCAGGGCUAUACUGAUCAAGAAAAUGGAAAGACCUUUGCAAAGAGAACCUGUCAAUGAAUGGAAUACUUUGGAGAUAGAAAGUUGCUUCUUCUCAGAUCAACUUCCAGAUAAAUCAAAAAUACCAGACCUUGUUAAAAAAAUUCAAGAUGCUGCAAGUCGGGGCCUGAAAUUUGUUGGGAUAGUACCUCAGCAUGUUUCCCGAAUGAACUCCAAGAGUACUAGUGCUGUACUAUCUAUCAGCAACAGUUCCCUAGAAUUAAAAAAUGACAAGAAUCCAUUAGAUAUUCCUGAAGAUUGUAGUUCAUUAAAACUUGAAAAAGAUAAUGGCGGUGAUGUAUGCAAAGUCCCAGCAGCAGAAGAAGAAUGUAGUGACCAGCAGAUGAACCUUGGUGAAGAUCUAGGAGGUGAACAGGCGGUCACUGAGCAUCUUAGCUUGAUCUCUUCUGGAGAACUUGCAAGGCAGCUUCAAGAAACUGAGAUCUUGGCACUCUUCAACCAGCCAACAACCUUGCAGACAUCCAGCCAAUAUUACACUGUAACUGUACCCGUAAGAAUCAUCAACAAUGGGAAAAACAUUUGUGCCUUAGAAGCUAAUUGGCUCGAGCACAUGACAGAUCACUUCCGGAAAGGGAAUAUAUUGGUACAUGGUAUCUUCAAUCUUGGAAUGAUAAAUGAUACCUUCCAGGGCAUGGCAGAUGGAGUGUUCAUCUUUGAAGAUCCUUCUGUAGAUGAUAGCAGAAUUAUGCAAGGCUAUGAUGCUAUUGUUGUAGAGCAAUGGACAAUCUUAGAUGGGGUUCACGUACAGGCAGAUUACAUCCCCUUGUUGAACUCUCUUGCGGUAUAUGGAUGGCAGCUAACCUGUGUGCUUCCCACUCCAAUUGUAAAGACAAAGAGAGAUGGAAAACUAGCCACAAAGCAGAUUGUCUUUCUUCAGAGACCUUUCCUGCCCCAGAAAAACAAGAGGAAGCAACCUAAGUUUCAUUGGAGAUUCUCUAAGCAAGACCAACAACAGAAGCAAGAGAAGAAACCUCUGAAGGCAAAGCUAAGUGCCGGAGUCCAACAGCAGCAGACAGAAGAAACGAAGGAGUCAGAAGCUACAAAUAGAAAAAAUUCAGAAGCACAGUUCUCCACAAAUGAUUUACAGUUCCCAGUAAUUUCAUAUCAGCAGCUGGCUUGUGCUGAAGACAAUACUAUUGAACACAGACCUAUGCCUUCCUACGACAAUGAGAUGUCUGCAGAAACAUGGGAUGCUAGACAGAGUGAUGAUGAAGAUAUAGCAGGCUUCUGUUUGAGUCAGAAAGGUAUACAUGAAAACUCUGAAAGCCAGAUGUUUCAAGAGUACUGCACCACAGCGGAUGAUGGGAUAUGUGAGGCAGAAGCAGCAGAAACUGAUUGGAUCCCUGAAGUAUCAGCUGAUUGAAAGGGGCAAAUAUUUGCCAAAGUAAAUGACUCAUUUUGAUUAUCACAAUUAAACAUAACUCUACAGUAGACUUUGUUUGAUAAUGUUGGAUUUUUAUAGGUACAUAGAAGAAAUGUUAGCACUGCUGUAUCUUCACAUUCAGUAGAUGCAAACUUAUUCAGCCUUUUUUGCUAAUCAUGGAAUUCCAUGGAUAAAUUGCUUUUGAACCAAACAAGAACACUUUGCUUAAUAUAAUAUUUUUAAAUGAAGUGUUGUUGAUGUAUACCACUUUUUUAUUCUCUUCCAGAGAAUGGAGUUUAGGCAUUUAGAAGCUUUAAAGAACUGGUGAUAAUUAGGUUUUAAGUGCAUCCAUUUGUAUUGUCUUUGGAUUAAAUAAUCUUUUUCAGAAUUUUAAAGCAAUAAUGGGGAUUCAUAUUAUAUUUGAAAAGCCAAUAGUGAUGGAGAGGCAGAGCACACAAUGAUUUUAUAUGUUUGUCCAGUGUAUCUGUUUACUAUUUAAUCACUUAAUAAUCCAGACCAUAAAACAAUGUUUAUUUUUCAAAAAAGCACAUUUAGUUGUAUUAAUUUAAAAAGUUUGUGUUCCUGUCAUUUUCUUGUGUUGCAAAGAGAAGAAGUCUUGCUCAGAAUUUCACAGAAUAAUUGGUACCAAAAAGAAAGUCACCCAUGGUCUUGAAAUAUAUGGGUUAAGAAAAAUAAAUUAGCUACAUAAUGAUUCCACACAAUGUGACACUUUUCUCAUAUUUUGCAAAUAUUAGCCUUUACAAUAAAACGUGUAAUUUGAAUUUAUAAACCUCAAACUAUACUUGAAUUUAAUUGUACAUAUUUGUAGUUGCUUCUCUUAUUACUGAUUCACUAUUUGGUCACUGUUCAGAUUUUGUAAAGUGUUUUGAAAAUGCUGUCCUUAUACAAAUUGAAACUUGGAGACUAUAAAAAAUACUGUUUCUUUU
Messenger RNA from Ahaetulla prasina, 3161 nucleotides. RefSeq names its product raftlin, lipid raft linker 1 (gene RFTN1). Bases 493 to 2214 code for a protein of 573 amino acids. The record is from RefSeq and is a predicted model, not a curated record. Lineage: Eukaryota; Metazoa; Chordata; Lepidosauria; Squamata; Colubridae. The transcript is spliced from 11 exons.